Limanda limanda (common dab) is the source of this 2991-nucleotide messenger RNA. RefSeq lists its product as uncharacterized. Gene Ontology annotation, biological process: G protein-coupled receptor signaling pathway; protein dephosphorylation; negative regulation of JUN kinase activity. NCBI's taxonomy places the organism in Eukaryota, Metazoa, Chordata, Actinopteri, Pleuronectiformes, Pleuronectidae. The transcript has 7 exons. Gene Ontology annotation, cellular component: cytosol; heterotrimeric G-protein complex; cytoplasm. Gene Ontology annotation, molecular function: protein tyrosine/threonine phosphatase activity; G-protein beta-subunit binding; MAP kinase tyrosine/serine/threonine phosphatase activity. The record is from RefSeq and is a predicted model, not a curated record.
AUGCCUCCCCUCCCUCUUGACGAGCGCAUAGUGGUCAUUCAGCGCCCUAAAAACGUAUCCCUGUGCGAGAGUUCCCCACAAACCAUCCCACAGCAUUCCUCUCAAAUAUCAGCCUCUUCUAAUGGACGAAUCGCCCACCCUACUCAUCUCCACCCUUCACAGUCACAUUUCUAUUCACCAGCCUGUAAAUCUCUGACUCUGGAAUGCAAACGCAGAUCUUCCCGUGUGCAGAAAUCCAAGAACGACCAGCCUGUUCUACCAGCGGGGGUGAGACACAUCCCUAGCCACUGCCAUAGCAAUGGCACAGUAACACUCAGCCCACGGCUUCCCUCCCACACACAUACUAUUGAUAUCAGGGUGACUGUGGACAAAAGAGGACGAGGAGGAGGAAUCAGCAACUCGUUAGGCCGCAGCGGUAGUGUAAAAGGUGGCAGAGGGAAAUGUGUUUCUUCACAGUUUGACCAAGGACAAUGUGAGCGAAAAAGUGGAACCACAGAGAGGCCAGGUGGAGCAGAAAACAAAUCACAGCGAGGUCGCCAUAGUCAGCUGUCAACUUCCCCUGGAGGGGUCCUGCAGUUCGUCCCCGCUCAGACACAGCAGUAUAAGUUCAGGAGUGAAAAGGAGAAGGAAAACGGUAGGUUUCCUCAAAGAAGCGACCAACAAUUUCCUUCUCUAGGUCACAAGAAAAAUUCCAAACUGGGAACUGUUCAACAAAGCCAUAAUAGUCCUAGUCAACCCUACCACCAUAACUCCGUCCCUGUGCCCCAUGCUGCCAUCCUGAACUCCAACUAUCCCACAUCCCCUCCCUCCCAACCCACCAAUGUCCCAAUAUUGUUUCAGCAACUCAGCCAGCCCCACCUAUCCCGCUCCAAGGAUCACCGUCCCCACAUUCUUCAUGGUCUGCCCCUCUCCCCGUGCUCCUCCCAUGCCGGAGGGUUCCCCAGCCCGGACCACACCUGCACCAUUGACUGCACCCACCCAUUCAGUUGCGGCUGCUGGAGGUUGGUAAGAUGCAGAGGGUGUAAGGCAAACUCUGCUAACUGCCAAGGAGGGGGAGGAAGCUCUUCAACCUCAUUUUCCUGUGCUCACAAUGUUGGAGCAGUGAAGAGAGGAGGCAAAGACAUGGGUCUUAGAAAUCUGGGUGGGUGUCUCUCCACUGCCUCGACCUCCAACACCUCCUCUUCAAACAGCACUGUGUCGGACUGCCGAGCAAGCCUGUUCAAACCCCUCCGCUGUGCCUCCUGCUCUGGUGAGGCCAGAAACUUUGAGAGUCCUGCUAUCCUUCGCAAAAAACUGGUAGGGGGAUGCCUGCCAUGCACCCCUCUGUCCUCCUCAGCCCCUCUGCGGGCAAUACAGAGUUGUGUCACGGGUUGCAACCCCAAAGCCUCUCAAACAGGUAGUUCCACCUGCAGUUACUGCAGCAGUGACCCCAUAGUGGUCACAUUCAACCCUCGUCGAGGAAAACCCCCGGGAAGAGGCAUCGGUGCGGCACAUCCGAUGGGUAGGUUCCAAGCCGAUGAUGAUGACUACAGCGUGCGUACUAUCUGGCCUGAAGAACUGGCCAAGAAGAUGACCCAUUCUAAAGCCCAAAAUAACCAAUGUGCUGGAAUGGGAGCAGGAGUAGCGAAGACCUGUGCAAGUCAGGCCCAAAAUGGCAGUAAUGGAACGGGCCUUGUCCUCCUGGACUGUCAAAACCUCCAAGAAUAUGGGCAGUCUGAGCAUACAGACCACGCUGGCCGUCGGCGGCUUCAGCAGGGAAGAAUGGCUGCCCUUGAUUUUAUGGGCCGCAGGUCAGGAUCUGGCUAUGACGAAGGCUGGAACUCACUGCAGAGACUUUUGAAUAAAGCAGAAGAUGGAGGAAUGGACAAUGGUCUGGAGCAAGAGGGAGAUGCAGCAUAUCCUCGUUCCCCUUCUCCCCGCUCUGUCUCCCCGCCUUCUCCUGUGUCCUUUUCGCCUCCAACGUCUUCCCCGAACACACUCAUCAAACCACAACCCUGGCAGAGAGACAGGGAGGGAGGACACUCUCUGCCGACAGCUCAGUCCCUUCACCUAGCCCUGAACUCCCUGAACAGAGACCAAGAUGAAGAGAACAGCAGAAUGCACCUUUCUCUGCCACUCUCUUCGUCACUCCCGGCAUGUCUGUCUGAUGAGAGUUUGAUGACUCCUGACGCGGAGAACGCUGUGGUCAGUCCCAUCCUGCCCUUCCUGUUUCUGGGGAACGAGAGAGACGCUCAAGACCUGGACCUGCUGGUGCGCCUCAAUAUCGGCUACGUGGUGAACGUGACCACUCACCUUCCCCUCUACCACGUCAACUCUGGACUGCGCUACAAAAGGCUGCCAGCCACCGACAACAGCAAGCAAAACCUUCGACAGUACUUUGAGGAGGUUUUUGAAUUCAUUGAGGAGGCAUAUCAGAGUGGACAGGGAGUGUUGGUGCACUGCCAGGCUGGCGUCUCUCGUUCUGCAACCAUUGUCAUCGCCUACCUUAUGAAGCACACCCUCAUGACAAUGACAGAUGCCUACAAAUACGUGCGGAGCCGUCGCCCCGUGGUGUCCCCGAAUCUGAACUUCAUGGGCCAGCUGUUGGAGUUCGAGAGGGACCUCAAUUCUGGGGUGACCCCUCGCAUCCUGAUGCCUAAACUGAGCGGUGUGGAGACGCAGGUUAUGUGCCUGGUAAUAACUGGGUAUAAACAGCUUGAGCGAGUAAAAGAAAUCGGCAGAGAGGACUGAGCUGUUUCUCCAGGAGGCCCCACUGUGCCACAGAUGAAAGGAGACACCCCAGUGCACAGCAGCAUGAGCGUCGGCCAAGCCAGGAAACUGGUGGAGCAACUGAAGAUUGAGGCUAGUUUCUGCAGAAUAAAGGUGUCAAAGGCCGCAGCCGAUCUGAUGGCGUACUGCGACGCACACGCCUGCGACGACCCACUGAUCACCCCUGUGCCCACCUCAGAGAACCCCUACAGGGAGAAGAAGUUCUUCUGUGCUCUGCUUUGA